CGCGCGGCGCCUGCGCACUCGGUGACCUUUCGGAGUCAGCGGCUGCGGUUCUCUGGUGCGGCCUAAGCAGUUAGUCCUUCGCCGAGAUGCUUCAAAGCAUUAUUAAAAAUGUUUGGAUCCCCAUGAAGCCUUACUAUACCCAAGUUUACCAGGAAAUUUGGAUAGGAAUGGGAUUGAUGGGCUUCAUCGUUUAUAAAAUUAGGAGUGCUGAUAAAAGAAGUAAAGCUUCGAAAGGUUCAAGUCCUGGACCUGCUCAUGGUCAUUAACCAGCUUUACUUGGAAUGCACAUGAGAUGAAACAUCAGUCUGCCUGUAAAUCUAAGCAAGCUGUGUUAGAUGGGAACAUGGAACAUCACUGUACACUUAUAUAAGUACCGUGGACUUCUCGGCAUGAAUAAAGUGUGUGUGAGAUCACUACUA
Cynocephalus volans (Philippine flying lemur) is the source of this 419-nucleotide messenger RNA. It is a transcript of the gene ATP5MJ, whose product is annotated as ATP synthase membrane subunit j. Gene Ontology annotation, cellular component: mitochondrion. The record is from RefSeq and is a predicted model, not a curated record. The coding region runs from base 87 to 266 and encodes 59 amino acids. The transcript is spliced from 4 exons. NCBI's taxonomy places the organism in Eukaryota, Metazoa, Chordata, Mammalia, Dermoptera, Cynocephalidae.